CGCGCCUACUUCCUUAGCAACGUGUAUCUGAACCAGGAAGUACUCUUCCCCUUCGAGCUACAUGGCUAUGGAUAGCGCAUACAGGCCAUGACGCUUGUCAAGCUAUGCAGGGGUGAUGGAAGAUCUAAUCACCUGUGUUGAGGAGCAGCCGCAACCGCCUUCCUCUCUUCCAAACUCAUGGACCAAUCAGCACUCAGACUCAGCUCAGAGGACAGACGAAGAGCCCAAAGCUGUCGGUGGAUUUGUAUUAGUACACGCUGGGGCCGGAUACCAUUCUGAGUCAAAGGCCAAGGAGUACAAACAUGUCUGCAAAAGGGCUUGCCAGAGAGCCGUGGAGAGGCUCCGGGCCGGGGCACUGGCCAUGGAGGCCGUCGCGGCAGCGCUGGUGGAACUGGAGGACUCUCCCUUCACCAACGCCGGGAUGGGCUCCAACCUGAACCUCUCCGGGGAGAUCGAGUGCGACGCCAGCAUCAUGGACGGCAAGUCGCUGCACUACGGCUCCGUGGGCGCCAUACGAGGAAUAAAGAACCCCGUCCUGGUGGCCCACCGCCUGCUGAGCGAGGCCCAGAAAGGGAAGCUAUCGGCAGGCAGAAUCCCACCCUGCUUCCUGGUGGGGAGGGGAGCGCACGACUGGGCCGUUGCUCACGGGAUUCCCCCCUGCCCCGCGGAGAAAAUGGCCACAAAGUUCAGUUUGUCGGCCUACAAGAGGAACAAGCGAAAGAUGGAGAUUGCCGAGAAGAUGGACACACCGGAGAACCCGAUGAAGAGAAGGCGACAGUCCAGUGAGACUGAGAACGGCUCUGAGUGUCUUGACACCGUGGGGGCCAUCGUGGUGGACCAGGAGGGAAACGUGGCUUCAGCCGUCUCCAGCGGCGGGCUGGCUAUGAAACACCCCGGCAGGGUGGGCCAGGCCGCUCAUUACGGAUGUGGCUGCUGGGCCCAGAACAGCUGUAACUCAAACCCUUACUCCACAGCAGUGAGUACCUCAGGCUGCGGGGAGCAUCUGAUCCGCACUAUGCUGGCGCGGGAGUGCUCCGUCGCCCUGCAGGCUGAAGACGCUCACCAGGCUCUGCUGGACGCUAUGCAAAACCAGUUCAUCAGCUCCCCCUUCCUAGCCAGCGAGGACCGUGUGUUGGGUGGGGUGAUUGUGCUCCGAUGCUGCCGCUGCGAGGAAGACCCGCCGUCCCAAGACCUCCAGGCCUCUCUGGUGGAGUUCCUGUGGAGCCAUAGCACGGAGAGCAUGUGCGUGGGCUACAUGUCAGCCCAGGACAGCCGGGCCAAGACCCACAUCUCCAGGCUGCCCCCAGGUGCGGUGCCAGGCCACUCCCUGGCCAUCGAGGGGGGGGUGUGUCGGCUGACCAGCGGCGCCCAGGCUGGCCCGUAGCGCUGGCGGCAGUGGUGUCGCAAUAUGAAUGAUGUACACACUCUAGUUCACACAGGCACUGCAGCACACAUAAACCAACGCACACACACGCACACAUAAACCAACGCACACAUAAACCAACGCAAACGCGCACAUAAACCAGCGCAAACACACACACACACACAUAAACCAAUGCACACACACACAUUAACCAACGCGCACCCACACACAGACAUAGUCACAUUCACAUACAUUCACGCACAUAAAACGGACACAGCCCCCCCCCCCCAGACAUAAACAGACAUACACACACAAACGGACACGCACACACAUACCCAGACACAUAAAUGCACACCCACACGCUCACACAUAGACGCACGCAUAGAUGCGCACACACGCAGACAUGCGCAUCCUUUAACCCCACUUCCUUCCUUUAAAGCCGAGCCCCGUAGGAAGAGGGACUUAUAAGCUUUAGUAGUUCCCCGCCCACAGGUGUCCAAUGAGAAGGACGGCCACCUAUCUUCCUCCAGCAUGUACUCUAUGCCAAGCCCCCCACCCACAACCCACACCAAGCCCCACGCUCCAACCACAACCCCACCCAGCACCCCCACCCCCCAGCAUUAUGGUCUUACCUGGAUAGGACCCGAUGCCUCAUGCUCUUUCCCUCACCCAUCUCUUGUUAUUGUCUUUAUAUUUUAUAGCUUUUCUUUUUGUACUUCAUGCCCCGUCCUUACAAUUGUAUUUAAGCUACUAUUUAGGAAAAACAGGGUGGAUGUCCGUGACGUUUUAUUUCAUUUUUUUUAUAUUGCUCCACAGAUGUUUUUAAGAAUGUACUUGAGAAUAUAAAGACGGUUUGUCUAAAAGAACCUUCAAAAGGACGUUGGAACCGCAUGUUGUAUGGAACCCAAACGGGGCCAUUUAAAAGACCCCUUCCUGGUGCUUCUAGCUAUGCACUCGACAUCUUGACCUGAACCUUGUUGCGUGCAUCUUGACCACAAUUAUAACAAGUGGACAACCAUCCCAGCCUUACGAUUCCACACAUUUGCCAAAUUCUUCUCUUUGUUUAACAAUGGCUGGUUACAGCGAGGAGCCAAUAUGCUUGGAGUCACGCGAGUCAAAUAAAUAGUCCAUUGUUAAAAAAGAAAAUAUAUACAAAUAAAUAAAAUGGAAGCUAUGCACUUCCCUCUGUGAUGCAGUUGCCGCAGUGCUCAGGUAGCUUUAGUCUGUAAAACCCUCAUCAUCAAACACGACUGUUAAACACCAUUAGAGAAUACAAAUAAAAAAACGGUUUAUAUUUGUACAUUCACCUUGACAGAGUCACAUAUUUUCUUGUUAAGAGAAAAAAAGAUGGCAGUUGAUGCAAAUUAUUGUAUGGGUUUGUUUACGCCCAUGAAAUGGUGCUAAGGACUGUUGGGAGAGUCGUUGUAAACGGAUGCCUCCAUUUUGUUUUCUGGAACAGUUGUUUUGUUGUUUAUCUUCUUCCCUUUGUGUUUGUUUCUUUAUCUAAGCUAGUAAUAACGCCAGUAUGGAAUAAAUACUAUAAUACAGCUAUAUUCUAUCUCUACUUGAAAUACGUUUUAAUAUAAAAGGAUGCCAUAAGCUAUUGAAAUACAUUAAUGUAUGCACCGCUUUCUAGAGUGCCCGGAAAAGCUAAUAAAAGAUGUUGCAGAGUC
Molecule: messenger RNA, 3036 nt
Organism: Gadus morhua (Atlantic cod)
Lineage: Eukaryota; Metazoa; Chordata; Actinopteri; Gadiformes; Gadidae
Gene: tasp1
Product: taspase, threonine aspartase, 1
Exons: 14
Coding region: 116-1384 (422 amino acids)
Biological process (GO): protein maturation
Cellular component (GO): cytoplasm
Molecular function (GO): threonine-type endopeptidase activity
Source: RefSeq, a predicted model, not a curated record